GUCUGGAAUAUUCCAUGGUGAGUCACGGGUGAUGACGUAACACCAAAACAUUUCGGAAGAAGACAAGAUGACGACAGGCUGACCAGCUCGAGGUUUGUAGGAGCUCACAAAUAUGAAGACAGAAGCUUCAAGUCCAGAAGAUACAAAGGAUAAGACUCAGAAGACGGCAGAUGGGAAGGUGAAGAAGCAGGCUAAACGUGGACGGAAGCCCUCCAAGAUCGACAUGAAGGCGAAGUUAGAGAGAAGCCGACAGAGCGCGCGGGAGUGCCGGGCCCGCAAGAAGCUCCGCUACCAGUACCUGGAGGAGAUGGUGGCCAACAGGGAGAAGACGAUCAUCACUCGCAGACAGGAGCUGGACAAGCUGAAGAAGUGGUGUGAGGAGAUCGAUGCGGGGACUGUCCCUCCACAGGCCGUACAGAUGGCCAGACAGGUGCAGGAGGAGCCGGAGGACGAUGAUGACGAUCUUCUGUCUGCUGACGAAUAGGGAGAUUCUUCCAGGAGGAAUGGGAUAAAGACACUGUUGACUUGAGAUUCCCUUUAAAAAUAAGCCUCUUAGGCUGUCGUCUGGACCUGUUUGUUAUUU
Branchiostoma floridae (Florida lancelet) is the source of this 583-nucleotide messenger RNA. RefSeq names its product cAMP-responsive element-binding protein-like 2. The record is from RefSeq and is a predicted model, not a curated record. Bases 113 to 484 code for a protein of 123 amino acids. The transcript has 2 exons. Gene Ontology annotation, biological process: regulation of DNA-templated transcription. Gene Ontology annotation, molecular function: DNA-binding transcription factor activity. Lineage: Eukaryota; Metazoa; Chordata; Leptocardii; Amphioxiformes; Branchiostomatidae. Gene Ontology annotation, cellular component: nucleus.